This is a messenger RNA of Arabis nemorensis, 225 nucleotides long. Lineage: Eukaryota; Viridiplantae; Streptophyta; Magnoliopsida; Brassicales; Brassicaceae. The record is from the annotation of a GenBank genome assembly.
AUGGAUGUUUUUAUAUCGGAAGAGUAUGUCAACCGCCGGAGAAUGGAGAAGAAAGCUGCCGCCGUUGCCGGAAAAAGUAUGAGGUUAGGCUCUGGUUCAAGCAAGAUCAGAUCGGAAAAGAUAAAUAGUAAUCCUUUGAUGUCGGAAUCUCGUCCGGAGAAUGAGUUUCGAGUCACCGGCGGUGGUGUUUACGAGAGUUUUGUGUUUCAAUGCUUCUCGCCGUAA